CGCAUUUCAACUCGCAUCCUCGUCGUCCCGUACGAGUUUUUGACGCGAGCGAGUGUUUCGAGAGUUUCGUGGAGUGUCCGAAGUAAAGUAAAUUGUCGGGCGUUCGUGCCAACAUUCGUCGUCAGUCGGAUGUAUUGUGCGAAAUUGUGUCGCGUUUAAACGUGUUUUGCAUCUUCUCCGCUGCCUUAUAUCCGACGCAAAAAGAAGCAUGAAAUAGAUAUCGUAAUGACAAUAGCAUGAGAAAGCAUGAAAUCGAUAUCGUAAUGACAAUUGUUUGAUGAAUUAGUAAAAUUAAUAAAUUAUUUAUUAAUUAUUAAUUAUUAAUUAAUUAAUUAAGUCUUUUGUUUUUCUUCGUGACAACACGUGAAAAAGAAUACAUUGCGAAUACAUGCGCAAAAGUUAUUCAGAGUUAUUCUGCUGAAACAGAUAAAGAAAACGACGUAAUGAAGCUGCUACCAAUCACAAACGUUCCGCAGUUCCGCCAUUCCGCAUCCCAUGUGAGCGCACCCUAACUUUUUCGUCAACACGAUCUGUCGUCUGCAGCUGUCAAAACUAAGCGAUCUCGGAUACGGUAUAACGCACAACAGAUACUAAAAAUUUUACGAGACAAUUAUGUCGUAUCUAACGGGAGGUAGACUGAACAUCGGACUCAUUCAGGAACAAGCACGAAAGCGGCUUCUUUGCCUGCUAGAGAAAUGCGAUGGUCCGAAGGCUAUUAUAUGGGACCAAUCGUUGGCUGGACCGAUUGGUCUUGUCGCCAAGUAUAAUUUGUUGGAGGAAUAUGGUGUCGUAAAGAUGUAUCCGUUGUAUGGCGGGACUUUGACAAUACCGUCUAAUAUUGCUAAUGUCAUAUUCAUCUCGAGACCACAGUUAGAACUCAUGGAUCUGAUAGCUGAGAACGUUCAUGGAGAAGAGGGUAAGAGGCCUCGUAAAGAAUUUCACUUGUUCUUUGUGCCACGCAAGAGUCUGCUUUGUCAAAAGAAGCUCCAGAAUCGUGGUGUCUUUGGUAGUUUCACACUAAUAGAAGAAUUUAAAUGCGAUCUCUUUCCAUUUGAUAACGAUCUACUGUCAAUGGAACUGAGCGGAUCUUUCAAGGAAUUUCACUUGGAAAAUGAUCCCACUUGUCUGUACCAAGUUGCUCAAGCCAUACAAGGCUUACAAAAAUUAUAUGGCAAAAUUUUGAAAGUGACGGGAAGGGGACCAGCUGCCAGCAAGGUUUGGGAAUUACUGGAGAGGCUAAAUAGAGAAGAGGAAGAUACUAAAUCACUGCCUGCUUCUUCUGUUACCAUUGAACACUUAUUAUUAUUGGAUCGAUCUGUAGAUUUGCUCUCACCGUUAGUUACACAAUUGACUUAUGAAGGCUUAAUUGACGAAAUAUAUGGAAUAAAAUACAAUACUGUGCAAUUACCUGCUAGAAAAUUUCAUGAUUCCGACGACUCUCCCACGGCAAUGUCUCUAAACGACAAGGAACAAAUUAUAUUAAAUUCAGGGGAAGAACUUUUUGCUGAGAUCAGAGAUAAAAAUUUUAACGGCGUUGGCCCAGUUCUUAGUAAAAAAGCUAAAGUGAUUUCAUCUCAGUUUGAUGAAAGGCACGGAGAUAAGAGUGUGCAAGAAAUUAAACAGUUUGUUGCAAGAUUACCACAUAUGCUAGCAACAAAACAAUCUUUAGCAAGACACACCACAAUCGCGGAGAUGAUAAAAGAAGUAACCGACUCGAGCAACUUCCUAGAAUCAUUGCAGGUCGAGCAAGAAUUGUUAAAUUGUAUAGACACAGACAAGCCAAAUGCAUACAUCGAAGAUAUGAUAGCGCAGCAACAACCGUUACUCAAAGUUUUACGUCUCCUUUGCAUACAGUCGUUGACGAACUCCGGUUUAAAACCAAAAUUACUGGAUUACUAUAAGAGAGAAAUAAUUCAGACUUAUGGAUUCCAACAUUUGCCAACUAUAUUAAAUCUGGAAAAAGCUGGCUUAUUAAAGCAGCAGCAAUCGGUGCGGCAAUAUGCGGUUCUAAGGAAAACAUUGAGGCUUACUGUCGAGGACGAGAGCGAAAUUGCACCGAAAGAUAUCAGUUACGUACAUUCCAUAUACGCACCGCUGAGCGUGAGACUGGCUGAACAAUUGAUACAACCAAACGGUUGGCAAGGAUUAAACGACGUGAUGGGACUAUUACCAGGUCCUACCGUAAGCAGCGUCCCGUACAAUAUGUCCUCAUUGGCAAGACGAAAUUCUAUUACUAGCGAAGAUUCUAGUUCAGAACCGCCAAAAUUGGUUCUAGUAUUUUUUAUCGGAGGAUGUACUUUUGCCGAGAUAUCUGCUCUUCGCUUUCUGUCGCAACAAGAAGACCUAAAUGUCGAGUUUGUCGUGGGAACUACUAGAUUAAUCAACGGCGACACGUUUCUCACUUCCUUGAUGGAAGAUCUAGAGCGCACGUGAGAAGAGAAACUAAAGAUAUUUAAUACUUUCCAUGUGAUAAAGGAAAACUGUAAAUACUACAUAUUUCUUCCCCAUCUCAUUUUAUUUUAUAUUCACCUAAUUAUAUAUGUAAAAAAUAAGGCGAUUUUUAAAAAAAUCUUGUAGAUGCUAUUUUAAACAUUUUGUACAUAUAUGUAUAUACACGAAAAUACACAGCUGUAAUACACGAGUA
Messenger RNA from Solenopsis invicta (red fire ant), 2644 nucleotides. RefSeq names its product vacuolar protein sorting-associated protein 33A (gene car). The transcript is spliced from 8 exons. Bases 613 to 2433 code for a protein of 606 amino acids. Gene Ontology annotation, cellular component: lysosome; CORVET complex. Gene Ontology annotation, biological process: vesicle-mediated transport; intracellular protein transport. The record is from RefSeq and is a predicted model, not a curated record. NCBI's taxonomy places the organism in Eukaryota, Metazoa, Arthropoda, Insecta, Hymenoptera, Formicidae.